AUGUUAAUAUGGUUUGUGGAUAAGGAUGUGGCCAGUAUUGCGGUAUCUGGAAAUGGAUUUAUAAGUGAAACGGCAAUUGAAAAUAAUCCAAAUAAUAUACAUUGUGCUGUUUUAGACAGUAACCUUGCGAUUGAUGAUAUCAAAAGGUAUUUUGACAGCGACGGCUGGGCUGCUCUAAAACAAGUUGUGGAUAUAAAGCGAAUAAAUCCAACAUGGAUAUGCAAAUGUUGCAAUGAGGAUUCAUCGAACAAUUCGAUUUGUUGCAAUAGAUGUCUAGAGUGGUUCCAUUUUAAAUGUGUUAAUGUUAAAACAACAUUAAAAAAAAAAAUAUGGUUUUGCAGAAUCUGUAAAGAAACUUACGAUUGA
This is a messenger RNA of Macrosiphum euphorbiae (potato aphid), 366 nucleotides long. The record is from the annotation of a GenBank genome assembly. Lineage: Eukaryota; Metazoa; Arthropoda; Insecta; Hemiptera; Aphididae.